Molecule: messenger RNA, 2050 nt
Organism: Trachymyrmex cornetzi
Lineage: Eukaryota; Metazoa; Arthropoda; Insecta; Hymenoptera; Formicidae
Product: heparan-alpha-glucosaminide N-acetyltransferase
Exons: 11
Coding region: 305-1978 (557 amino acids)
Source: RefSeq, a predicted model, not a curated record
UUGCGAUAUUAUUAAGAAAAGUCAUUCUGUUACCUCAGUCAGGCGUCGCUACUCGCUACUAUUAUCGUGUAAAUUUGAGUCUCAUCAAUUAUUGCAUAAAUAUAAAGAAAAAUACCGAUCUCGUAAGAUUUUCAACAGUGUAAUAUUUAUUUGAGAUCGUUCAUAUUGUGAAGGAAACAGAUGUUACGGGGGAUUUUGAUAUUACAUAUGUCAUAUGUCAAUCGUCUAAACGUGUUUCUAUCAAUUAAAAAUACGCAUCUUAUCGCAAUUUAAAUAUAGUCUUAUUUUAGUAAAGAUACUAAUAAUGGACAAAUUUAAUUGCUCUUACGAUCGUGUAAAGUUUGACGAAGCCUGCGUAAAUGUGAUAUCUGAUAAUGGAAACUUUAACAAGUGGCUGUAUUCGCUUUCUAUGGAUUGUUUAUUAUGUCCGUAUAAACGAAUAGCGCAGAUUUCAAACAAUAUCAGUCUAAAAUUCAGUACGAUCGAAACAUUAAAGUGGAGAAUAUUAAACAAUAAUGGAAGUGAGAAAUAUGUAUCUUCCAAAAUUACAAGCAAUAUUGUUUGCGAACUGACGCCGCAUUUAGGGCAAUAUGGUUUAUACGAAUUGGCAGUACAAAACAACAAUUGUAAUUUUAAAAUUAUAAAGAAUCCAACAUAUCCGUACACAGAACUUUUCAUUACUUUGGGAGUAAUUAUAUUUAUCUUAUGUGGUAUAUCUGCUGGAAGAUCUUUAUGGUAUAUGAUCACAAAAUGCGUUACAGGUGUCAAGGAUGAAUCAAAUAAUAAAGAACUAACAAAACGUCGCGUAAGAGCAAUCGAUACAUUCAGAGGGGCCAGUACUCUUUUCAUGAUUUUUGUUAAUGAUGGCUCUGGUAGUUAUACCAUAUUGGAACACACAAUUUGGGACGGCAUGUUACUAGGAGAUAUAGUAUUUCCUUGUUUUAUAUGGAUUAUGGGUGUUUGCAUUCCUAUAGCUCUAUCGUCGCAGUUAAAGCGUGGAGUUUCUAAACUUCAAAUAAGUUAUUCCAUUUUAAAGAGAAGUUUCCUUCUAUUUCUGAUAGGUGUUUCGCUGAAUACAUUAGGAACAGAUGCGCAAGUGGAAAAUAUACGGAUAUUUGGAGUUCUUCAACGAUUCGGAGUUACUUAUCUAGUCGUUGGCCUAGUGUAUCUCUGCUUUCCACCCCAACAAUCAAAAAUUCUUCGGAACCCAUCACCGACUUGGAUAAUGCGGAAAAUGCAAGACGUAUUAAGUCUUUUGCCACACUGGUUUGUAAUGCUGAUUUUAGUAAUUGUACAUUGCGCUUUGACGUUUUGUCUUCCAGUUCCUGGAUGUCCCACUGGAUAUCUUGGACCGGGUGGAAGGCAUGAAGAUGGUAAAUAUUUUAACUGUACUGGAGGUGCAACUGGAUAUAUUGAUAAAACUGUACUGACCUUAAAUCAUAUUUAUCAAUAUCCAACUAGUCAACCUGUUUAUGGAUCCGUUCCUUUUGAUCCCGAAGGAAUUUUAGGAUGUCUUACAGCGAUAUUUCAAGUAUUUCUAGGUGUACAUGCUGGUACAAUUCUGAUGUUAUAUAAAGACUGGAAGGAUCGUGUUAUGAGAUGGCUUUUGUGGGCAGUGUUUUAUGCUUGUCUGGGUUGCGCCUUUCAUUUCACUAACACUAUACCCGUUAAUAAAAAUUUGUGGUCUUUGUCAUUUGUAUUCGUUACUACUUCUUUUUCUCUGGCUUUUCUUUCUGGUUGUUAUUUGCUGAUCGAUGUUGCUCAAAUUUGGCGAGGUGGCCCUUUCAGAAUCCCCGGCAUGAAUGCACUGCUGUUAUAUGUGGGUCAUGAAAUGUGUUAUGAAAUCUUUCCAUUCCAUUGGAGGAUCGGCGCCAUGGACAGUCGUGCUUUAUGUUUAAUUGAAUCAAUUUGGGUGGUAAUCCUUUGGGCUAUUAUAGCGUAUAUUAUGCACCGUAAACGAACAUACAUCACACUCUGAAUAGUAUAUCUGUUUAUAGCACGUUAUUACACACAUUAUAUUUUUAAUUUAUUUCGCAUAUUAACAGACUGA